This is a messenger RNA of Colletotrichum orchidophilum, 552 nucleotides long. RefSeq names its product ADP-ribosylation factor family protein. Bases 1 to 552 code for a protein of 183 amino acids. Gene Ontology annotation, cellular component: lysosomal membrane. The record is from RefSeq and is a predicted model, not a curated record. Gene Ontology annotation, biological process: protein transport. Lineage: Eukaryota; Fungi; Ascomycota; Sordariomycetes; Glomerellales; Glomerellaceae. Gene Ontology annotation, molecular function: GTP binding; GTPase activity. The transcript has 4 exons.
AUGGCGGGGCUUUUCCGGAAGGUAUACGACUGGCUGUUAAGGACGUUCUGGGCGACAGAGAUGGAUGUGACGAUGAUCGGACUUCAAAAUGCGGGUAAAACGUCUCUGCUCCGCGUCCUUGCAGGCGGCGAGUUCACGAUCGACUCGAUCCCGACGGUCGGAUUCAACAUGAAGCGGGUGCAACGAGGACACGUUACACUGAAGUGUUGGGAUAUUGGUGGCCAGCCCCGGUUUCGAACGAUGUGGGAGAGAUACUGCCGUGGCGUCAACGCUAUCGUCUUCAUCGUCGACAUCGCCGAUAUGGAUUUGCUGCAGCAAGCCCGCGAGGAGCUCCAUGCUCUCAUGGGCCAAGCUUCCCUGAGAGAAAUCCCACUCCUUGUGUUAGGAAACAAAUCGGACCUUCCGCAGAAGUUAUCGGUGGACGAGCUGAUUGAUGCGCUUGACCUCAAGUCCAUAGGCCACCGCGAGGUCUGCUGCUACGGCAUCAGCGCCAAGGAGGAGACCAACUUGGAUGCUGUGCUGCAGUGGCUCAUGAAGUGGGCGAACAGAUGA